UUUAAGAAUGUUGAAUAUUGGCCCCCACUUUCUUCUGGCUUGUAGUGUUUCUGCUGAGAGAUCUGCUGUGAGUCUGAUGGGCUUCCCUUUGUGGGUGACCCGACCUUUCUCUCUGGCUGCCCUUAGUAUUCUCUCCUUUAUUUCAACCCUGUUGAAUCUGACGAUUAUGUGCCUUGGGGUUGCUCUUCUUGCGGAAUAUCUUUGUGGUGUUCUCUGUAUUUCCUGCAAUUGAGUGUUGGCCUGUCUUGCUAGGUGGGGGAAAUUUUCCUGGAUGAUGUCCUGAAGAGUAUUUUCCAGCUGGGAUUCAUUCUCUUCGUCCCCUUCUGGUACACCUAUCAAACGUAGGUUAGGUCUUUUUACAUAGUCCCACAUUUCUUGGAGACUUUGUUCAUUCCUUUUUGCACUUUUUUCUCUAAUCUUGGUUUCUCGUUUAUUUCAUUGAGUUGGUCUUCGACUUCAGAUAUUCUUUCUUCUGCUUGGUCAGUUCGGCUAUUGAAACUUGUGCAUGCUUCGUGAAGUUCUCAUAUUGUGUUUCUCAGCUCCUUUAAUUCAUUCAUAUUCCUCUCUAAGUUAUCCAUUCUUGUUAUCAUUUCCUCAAAUCUUUUUUCAAAUCUUUUCUCAAGGUUCUUAGUUUCUUUGCAUUGAUUUAAUACAUGAUAUUUUAGCUCACAAAAGUUUCUCAUUAUCCAUCUUCUGAAGUCUAAUUCCGUCAUUUCAUCACAGUCAUUCUCCGUCCAGCUUUGUUCCCUUGCUGGUGAGGAGUUUUGGUCCUUUCUAGGAGGCGAGGUGUUCCGGUUUCGGGGGGGUGUUUUCUCCUUUUUGCGCUGGUUUCUUCCCAUCUUUGUGGAUUUGUCCGCUGGUCGUCUGUGUAGUUGCUGACUUUUCGAUUGGGUCUCUGAGUGGACACCCUGAAUGUUGAUGAUGAAGUAUUUCUGUUGCUUGGUUUUCCUUCUACCAGUCUAGCCCCUUCGCUGUACGAGUGCUGAGGUCCGCUCCAGACCCUGCUUGUCUGGGGUGCACCUCUAGCAGCUGUGGCACAGCGAGGGAUGCUACCAGUUUCUUUUUCUGCUAUCUUUGUCCCAGGAUGAUGCCUGCCUAAUGUCAGUCUUUUGGAUAUAGAGGGGUCAGGGAGCUGCUUGAGGAGGCAGUUUGUACUUUAUAGGGGUUUAAUUGCUGAGCUGUGAGCUGUGUUGUUCAUUCAGGGCUGUUAGGCUGCUAUGUUUGAUUCUGCUGCAACAGAGCUCAUUAAAAAAACCCUUUUUUUUUCUCAAAUGCUGUGUUGAGGGGUUUGGGCUUUAUUUUUAGAUGUCCGUUGAGGUCCUGCCCAACUAGGAUGCAGACUAGCCACUGUUUGCCUUCCGAGGCUCCGCCCUGCUGUUGUGAGGCUCGCCCCGGCACCGCUGUUCUGCUGUUCUCCACCACGCCCUGCGGUGGAGUCUCUCUGUUGUAGCGGGUUGCCUCGGUGACGGCAGGCUGCGUCAGCAGUGGGCGUGUAUCUCAGUAGGGACGGGUUGCCUCGGCAACAGCUGGCUGCGUCAGCAAUGGGCGUGUAUCUCAGUUGGGGCGGGUUACCCCGGUAAUGGUGGCCGCCCCCCCCCAGAGCGUCUCGGGCCGUCUGCACGGGGCUUGUUUGAAAUCGCGGUUUUGUUCGUCCCACUGGGCCAAUCCUAAUGCUCUGUUCCUGCAAUCCCUUGGGCUGGCCCACUGUUCAAGUCUAGCUCAGUCUCACGUCCAGCCCUCUCACAUCUCCAGUUGCCGGGUCAACGGGGCACCUGGACAAGUGCACCCUGUGGGGAGCGCUGGGUAGGGCCGUCCGCCACCACCCUGGCUGCCGGCUUCUCCAGGCAUAAUAUCUGCCUGGCGUCCCGCGUCUCCUCUUCACUUGGGAAUUUCCCCAUUCCGUGAGUAACAAAGAUCAGUCUGGAAAUGCAGCUCAGACUCACCUCUCCGCAGACACAAUGAGAACUCCAAUCCUGGGUUGUUCUCACAGCGCCAUCUUGAGUCCCUCUGCACAGGUUUUAACAGUCGAAUUGAUCAAGCAGAAGAAAGGAUAUCAGAAGUUGAAGACCAACUUAAUGAAAUGAAAUGAGAAGACAAGAUUAGAGAAGAAAGAGUAAAAAGGAAUGAGCAAAGUCUGCAAGAAAUAUGGGACUAUGUGAAAAGACCUAAUUUACAUUUGAUAGGUGUACCUGAAUGUCAUCAAGAGAAUGAAUCCAAGCUGGAAAAUAUUCUUCAGGAUAUUAUUCAGGAAAACUUUUCUAACCUAGUAAGGCAGGACAGUUUUCAACUUCAGGUAAUACAGAGAACACCACAAGGAUGUUCCUCAAGUAGAGCAACCCUAAGGCACAUAAUCGUUAGAUUCACCAGGGUUGAAAUAAAGGAGAAAAUUCUAAGGGCAGCUAGAGAGAAAGGCCGGGUAACCCAUAAAGGGAAGCCUAUCAGACUCACAGCAGAUCUCUCAGCUGAAACCCUACAAACUAGAAGAAAGUAGAGGUCAAUAUUUCAUAUCCUCAAAGAAAAGAAUUUUCAACCCAGAAUCUCAUAUCCAGCCAAACUAAGCUUCAUAAAUGGAGGAAAAAUAAAAUUUUUUGCAAACCAGCAAGCACUCAGAGAUUUUGUCACCACCAGGCCUGCUUUACAAGAGCUUCUGAAAGAAGCACUAUACACAGAAAGGAUCAACCAGUAUCAGUCAUCCCAAAAAUUUACCAAAAGGUAAAGAGUAUCUCCAUAAUGAAGAAUCUAUAUCAACUAAUGGGCAAAAUAGCCAGCGAGCAUUAAACAACAUUAAACUCACAAAUAUCAAUAUUAAUCCUAAAUUUAAAUGGAUUAAAUGCCUGAAUCAAAGACACAGACAGGCAAAUUGAAUAAAAAGUCAAAACUCAUUGGUACACUGUAUCCAGAUCCACAUCAUAAGCAAAGACACACAAGAACUCAAAACAAAGGGUUGGUGGAUGACUUAUCAAUCAAAUAGAAAGCAAAAAAAAAAAAAAAAACAGGAGCUGUAACUUUUGUCUCUGACAAAAUAGACUUUAACAGUAACAAAUAUUAAAACAAACAAAGAAGGCUGGGCGUGGUGGCUCAUGCAUAUAAUCCCAGAACUUUGGGAGGCCAAGGCAGGUGGAUCACGAGGUCAAGAGAUUGAGACCAUCCUGGUCAACAAGGUGAAACCCCGUCUCUACUAAAAAUACAAAAAUUAGCUGGGCAUGGUGGUGCGUGCCUGUAGUCCCAGCUACUUGGGAGGAUGAGGCAGGAGAAUUGCUUGAACCCAGGAGGCAGAGGUUGCGGUGAGCUGAGAUCAUGCCAUUGCACUCCAGCCUGGGUAACAACAGUGAAACUCUGUCGAAAGAAAGAAGAAAGAAGAAAGAAAGAAAAGAAAGAAAGAAAGAAAGAAAGAAAGAAAGAAAGAAAGAAAGAAAGAAAGAAAGAAAGACAUUACAUAAUGGCAAAAGGAUCAAUGCUACAACAGGAAUCAAUGAUCAUAAAUAUAUAUGCACCCAAUAUAGGAACACCCAGAUACAUAAGACAAGUUCUUGAUGACUUGUAAAGAGACUUGGACUUCAGCACAAUAAUAGGGGGAGACUUUGACACCACAUUGUUAAUAUUCGACGGAUCAAUGAGAUAGAAAAUUAACAGGGACAUCUAUGAUUCGAACUCAGACCUGGAACAAGUAAACUCAGUGAAUAUUUAUAGAAUUCUUUACCCCAGGUCCACAGAACAUACAUUUUUCUCAGUAUCACAUUACACCUAUUUUGAAAGUGACCACAUAAUUGGAAGCAAAUCACUCUUCAGCAUUGCAUAGCAUUUCACAGACUUAAAUGAAAUAUUGGUUGGCUGGGUUUUUUGUUGUUGUUGUUAUUUUCUUCCCUUAUUUCUUCCUGUCUCCACUGUUAAGCACAAUUGUCGGCAUAAAGGAGGUUUGUGUUACCUAUUUUUGGAUUGCAUUCCAGCCUGGGCAAUAGAGUAAGACUCUUGUUCUCUCUCCCACUUUCUCUUUCUUUCUUUCUUAAAAAAAAAAAAAAAAGAUGUCCACUGUUAGUCUGAUGGGCUUCCCUUUGGAGGUAGGUAACCUGGCCUUUCUCUUUGGCUGCCCUUAACAUUUUUUCUUUCAUUUAGACCUUUGAGAAUCUGAUGUUUACGUGAUUUUGGGAAUUAUAUUCUCAUGAAGUAUCUUCCUGGUGUUCUCUGCAUUUACUGAAUGUGAAAGUUGGCCUGUCUUGCUACCUUGGGGAAGUUGUCCUGCAUGAUAUCUUGAAGUAUGUUUUCAAACUUGGUUCCAUUCUCCCCAUCUACUACAGGUACCCUAAUCAUUCAUUUAUUCAGUCUCUUUACAUAAUCUCAUAUUUCUUUGAGGUUUUCAUUAUUACUUUUGAUUCUUUUUUCUCUAGUCUUAUCUACUUAUCUUAUUGCAGAAAGAUAGAUAGUCUUCAAGCUCUGAGAUUUUUUUCCUUUUUGUGGUCUAUUCUGCUACUAAUACUUGUGAUUGCAUUCUGAAGUUGUCAUAGUGUGUUUUUCAGCUCUAACAGGUCAGUUAUGGUCCUCUCUAAACUGGCUGUUCUGACUUUCAGCUACUGUAUUGUUUUAUCAUAAUUCUUAGCUUCUUUGCAUUGGGUUACUACAUGUUCCAUUACUUCAGCAAAGUUUGGCAUUACCCACCUUCUGAAGCCUAAUUCUGUAAUUUCAGCUAUCUCAGCCUCAGCCUGGACCUGAGCCCUUGCUGAAGAGGCGUUGCGGUCAUCUGGAAUAAAGGGGCACUCUGGCUUUUUGAGUUUUCAGUGUUUUUUCAUUGGUUCUUUCUUAUAUUUCUGGGCUUAUAUACCUUUAAUCUUCAAGGUUGCUCUCUUUUUGAUGGAGUUUUUGUGUUUGUUGUUGUUUUCUAUUUGUUUGUUUUUCUUUUAACAGUCUGGCUACUAUUCUGCAGGGCUGCUUUGGUUUGCUGCGGAUCUAUUCCAGACCCUAGUUGCCUCAGUUUCUCCCAUACCACUUUCCUUGGCUGUAAGUGUGGGUUUCCUUGGCUCUAUGUUUCUCUCAGCUAGGCUAUUGUUCCACUCUGUUUUGAUUUCUUCUCCAUGUGUCAAAUUGUUUGCCUAAUCAUUCCCAAUGUGAGAGCCUGGAUAUUUCAGUUGAAGGUGCUGUAUUUACACUCCUCUUUUAUUCGUCACCAUGAGUGCCAUGAACAACAGUUGCUUCUAAUUGGCCAUCUUGGCCCCCUUCCCCAGUGUCUCUUUAUAAUAGAACUAAUCAAGCAGAUAACUGGAGCCCUGACACCAACACAAAUUACUUUUAUUCACCCGACCUUGCCAGAAUCCAAAACAAUCUUUGGAAAGGCUUCUCUCAGGGGUUCAAGCCUCACAGUUCAAAUGAAAUUUAUAAUUUUUUGUGCUAUAUACAUUCCUAACUCAACAAGAUUGCAAUUGAAACUUUACUGACUGACAGGUUAGAGUUUUGUUUCUGUUUCUUUAGAAAUUCUGCUAACUGUACAUUUGUAACUUUUACUUUCCCAUGAGGUUAAGAUUUUGUUUUGAAUUACUCGUAGUUUGUAUAAUAUUUUCCCUUAUUUAAAAUUUUGGUCAAGGAGAAGACAGUUUCUCUUUGAAAGAUGUAAGUGAAUCUUUGUGGUUUAAGCAAAUCUGUAAUCUUUAAAAUUGGCCAUAUUCUGAAGCUUGGUUCUAUUGAAAAAUCUAAACUUUCUUCUUAAGUGAACAGAAUGCUCUUUAUGAGGAAAAUCAUAAGUCACCAAAAUGAGAGACACUGUUUCUCCUGGCCAAAAGGCACCUUAGGUGAUCGAGUUCUUGUGGAAGUGUUCGAGCUCAAUGCUUGUGAUGUGAAAUAGUCUCAUAAGUAAUCCCUUCAGUAGAUUAUAUAGAAAACCUUAUUUAAUAUGGUGGGCAUGAAUAAAGGCUGAUUAUCUUGUGCAUUAAGCGCCCAAGUUUCUUGGGAUAUCAAGACACAAAAAGAGAAGGAACUGACUCUAUUUCCUUGAGGAGCUAUUUCUGGAGGCAGCACACUCAAUCCAAGACACCUCCAUCUAAAUCUUUUGGUCAUUAAAGAGGUAAAUCUAAAUUAUGGGCAGCUGUCCAUCUAAAACCUAGACUUCCUCCUUAAGGAGAGAUCCUCCACUAGAAAUAUCAGCUAGAUUCAUAUUUAAUACUUAUGGUGCCUCUUCAUGUAAGUACUUAGAAAACUAGUCAUGCAUAAUUUGCAAUAAUCCCAAAUCAUAGUGGCCAAAAUGGAAUGCCUUUGAAAGACUUAAACUAGCAUAUUUGCUCAAUUAGAUAAAACCAGCCCUAAAAAAAUAACAAUAAUUGACACAGAUAUUUCCAAUUGUACUUAGAAGCAUCUAAAAGAGGUCUGAUAAAGUCUUUGCAGAAAGAAAAAAAAUUGUCUAAAACAAUUUCUGAAUUGAAAAGACUAUUGAAAUUUAUUCUCCUCCGUCAGCUGAUGCUUCGCUUUGUCCUCCAUUGUCAAAACUUUUCUGUCUGGACUUAUUCCCCUUUUGCCUCCUCUUUCUUCUUCUGCUUUUCUGACUUUAUUUCAGGAACACCUGCAUCCAGUAGAAGAGAACUUACCUUGAUUUAUCAACCAUGGUUAAAAGUAGAACUUAAAAAUGUACUUAAAAAUUAUCUGAUUCUCUUCAUAACCCUACUAGAUUUAAUAAAGAUUUUGAUUUAAACAUUUAAGUUUAAGAUUCGGAUUAUCUGAUUUUUUUUUAUUAAGAUGGAGUCUUACUCUAUUCCCCAUACUGAAGUGCAGUGGCACAAUCUUGGCUCACUGCAACAUCUGCCUCCCAGGAUAAAGCUAUUCUCCUGCCUCAGUCUCCCAAUAGUUGGGAUUACAGUUGCUAAUUUUUUUGUAAUUUUAGUAGAAUUGGUGUUUCACCAUGUUGGUCAGGCUGGUCUUGAACUCCUAACCUCAGGUUAUCAACCUACCUCAGCCUCCCAAAGUGCUGGAAUUACAGGCGUGAGCCACUGCACCAGACCUAAUUAUCUGACUUAUGUUAGUUGGUUUACAUGUUAGUAUCAGAAAGUAAAGCCAAAGAUUGGUUUGCAAAGACAAACUGGGAAAAUUUUUUAGAGGACUUACAUAACGUUUCUGAAGCAAAUAAUGAAUGAGCCCACAGUACUGUCAAAGCUUUACUAGACACUAUCCCUUUAGUUUUACAAAAAGUGACUGAUUAGAACAAAAUUAAACAAUGCUGACAGAAUAUUGAUAAGCCUAUGAUGUCAUACUAUGAAAAAUUUGAAAAGAUGUUUAAGCAAUAUUUAUGCUUAUCCGAAGAAAUUCAUGCCAACCGCCAAAUGAUGCUCUCCUUAACUCCUUAACUCCAACUUUGUUUUUAAAAUAGAUAAGUAAUUGGUAAUUACAAUAAAGAGACAAUCCCCCAGUUGGUCUACGUCUCAAACUCAUGGCAUAGUUAAUUUUAACAAUCAAAUUUUUCAUACUCUGACUAUGGAAGAAAAGGAAAAUGAAGCUAAACAGAGAGAAAGAGCAAAUAAGUUUACAACUAGAACAAUUAUCCAACUAAUUUUUAAGUGUAAAUUAUCCAUUAAAGGUCUAGAUAUUUCAAGAAGGAUUGUAGAAAUUUAUACAGAAAGAACAACAGGCCAAUGAAAAGAAAAAAUGGGCCGCGUCCCGCUGGGGGCGGCGGCAGCGGCGGCUAAGUUCAUCUAGUGUAUUAUGUUUGGCCCUCUUCGGGUGAGUGAGAGAGAGCAUCUCAAAGACAAAUUUUGGAAUUUUAUUUUCUACAAGUUCAUUUUCAUCUUUGGUGUGCUGAAUGUCCAGACUGUGGAAGAGGUUGUCAUGUGGUGCCUCUCGUUUGCUGGACUUGUCUUUCUGCACCUGAUGGUUCAGCUCUGCAAGGAUCAAUUUGAGUAUCUUUCCUUCUCGCCCACCACACCUAUGAGCAGCCAUGGUCGAGUCCCGUCUCUGUUGGUUGCCGUGCUGCUUUCCUGCUGUGGACUGGCGGCUGUUUGCUGCAUCACUGGCUACACCCAUGGAAUGCACACCUUGGCUUUCAUGGCUGCAGAGUCUCUUCUUGAGACAGUGAGGACUGCUCAUUUGAUUUUACGGUAUGUAAUUCACCUCUGGGACCUCAACCACAAAGGGACGUGGGAAGGAAAGGGGACAUACGUCUAUUACACAGAUUUCAUCAUGGAGCUCACUCUCUUGUUCCUGGACCUCAUGCACCACAUUCACAUGUUGUUAUUUGGCAACAUCUGGUUAUCCAUGGCCAGCCUGGUCAUCUUUAUGCAGUUGCGUUACCUGUUUCAUCAGGUGCAGCGUCGAAUUCGUCGGCACCAGAACUCUCUGCGUGUGGUUGGGAACAUGGAGACCAGGUUUGCAGUUGCAACUCCAGAGGGGCUGGCUGUCAACAAUGACGACUGUGCCACCUGGGACUCCAUGCAGGCUGCACGGAAACUGCCCUGUGGACAUCUCUUCCACAACUCCUCUCUUCGUUCCUGGCUAGGACAAGACACCUCCUGUCCAACAUGCAGAAUGUCUCUUAAUAUCGCCAACAAUAAUCGUGUCAGGGAAGACCAUCAAGGAGAGAACUUGGAUGAGAAUUUGGUUCCUGUAGCAGCAGCCGAAGGGAGACCUCGCUUAAACCAACAUAAUCACUUCUUCCGUUUCGAUGGGUCUCGGAUUGCGAGCUGGCUGCCGAGUUUUUCAGUUGAAGUGAUGCACACAACUAACAUUAUUGGCAUUAUGCAGGCCAGCAACUCCCAGCUCAAUGCAAUGGUUCAUCAGAUUCAAGAGAUGUUUCCCCAGGUUCCAUACCAUCUAGUGCUGCAGGACCUCCAGCUGACACGCUCAGUGGAAAUAACAACAGACAACAUUUUAGAAGGACAGAUCCAAGUACCUUUUCCUACACAGCGGUCAGAUAGUAUCAGACCUGCAUUGAACAGUUCCGUGGAAAGGCCAAGCAGUGACCAGGAAGAGGGAGAAACUUCUGCUCAGACCGAGUGUGUGCCGCUGGACCUCAAUCCUCACCUGGAGGAGACACUGGACUUUGGUGAGUUGGAAAUGGAGCUCAGCGAGGUUGAAGACUUCGAGGCCCGUGGGAGCCACUUCUUCAGGUCUGCUGAUGAGAGACAGCGCAUGCUGGUGCAGCGUAAGGAUGAGCUCCUCCAGCAGGCUCGCAAGCGUUUCUUGAACAAAAGUUCUGAAUAUGACGUAGCCUCAGAGAGCUUCCUUGCCUCAGAUGGUGCGUCCUCCGACCCCGCCACUCGAAGGAUGCUGGCUGCCACCACGGAAUGGAGGCUUCAGAAGCAGCAGGCCUCCUAGCGCUCCCUUGCCUUCCUCAGCCACCUUCUGCGGAGGAGGCCUGUCCCGGUGUGGAGAAGCGGACUUGACUGCAUUGCCGCUGUAUAAAGCAUGUGGUCUUAUCGUGUUUAGAC
Messenger RNA from Callithrix jacchus (white-tufted-ear marmoset), 9395 nucleotides. NCBI's taxonomy places the organism in Eukaryota, Metazoa, Chordata, Mammalia, Primates, Cebidae. The record is from RefSeq and is a predicted model, not a curated record.